AUGACGAAAUUUGUGUCGCACCUGUUGCUCGCUGCAGUAUUGAUAUCUGCUGGUAACUCACAGAUUCCUUUACCUAAACGUCCGCUGGGUUUUGUCUAUAAAGGAGGCGAGCCGACUGCACCAAUUCACUUGGAAGCAUUUGUUGAUUUGACUUGCCCGGAUUGUCAACAAGCAUGGCCGACUCUCAAAAAAGUCGCAGAUAUGUACGGUCCUGAAACUGUCCAGUUUACCUUGCAGUUGUUCCCGUUGCCAUAUCACACAAAUGCAUUCCUAGCGGCACAGGUGAGUUGAAAAAAUAUAUAUCGGCUUGUCUAUACUCGCAUCAUCGAAGUUAUGUAACAUGUAACGUUACAACAGCCCUAGAUCAUGAACAGAGGUAACACAUUUGGGUAAGAAGAAUUCUAAGGUUACUUUAAAGGAAAACCUUAACUCUAGGCACCCUCAUUCUUUGACGUUAUUUAGCAUGCGCAUGCAAUUUUUCGUCGCAGGAUUUUCAAUUUUUAUAAACCUCCGUGACAUGACGUAAAUAAACAAGCUUAUAUAUCGCAACUUGGAGACAACAAAGUGUAGAAGAUCUUGGAAGUAAAAAAGCUCUAGAUACUCACCACUCAUUUUCAUUUUCCAUUUCCCAUUUUCCAUUUUCCAUUUUCCAUUUUCAUUUUCCAUUUUCCCUGUACAGUUUCAUAAACCAUUUAGUCAUGUCAGAGCUGAAAAACUGAUUUUGAAAAUUUUGAAAAUGGCUAAGACUGUUAAACCCCAAAAACCUAAAUCUUAGUAUGAUGCACCAAAACUGGUAGCAGUACUGCAUCAUAACAAAAUUUUGGUUCCAUAGGUAUCUUGUGGUCUAAUCAUCUUCUGAAAUUUACCUUUCCCCUUUCUCCACUUAAAUGAUUGCCUGUGACUAUGUGACAGAAAUUUAAGCACAAAUAGUCAGUAGACUGAGAAUUAUCUUCAUUCACGCUAAAGGAUUAAGCUAAGUCAUCUUGUUUUGGGAUCAGGCAGUUAAUUGAAUCACUAUCCUUCAAACAUGAAGCAAUAGACUAUUACAAAAAAAGAAUUUGACAGAAUAUCUUCCAAACAACAGUCCAUUAAUCAGCAAUAACUAUUAAACACUAAUGAAAUAUAGAAAUAAUCUAAACUGCCUAUGCUGUGGGUGAAAGAAAAACUACUUCAGAAGUUAGAAAUCAACUUGUUUGCUUUCUAACGCUUGAUUGCUAAUGGAACAAACUCAGAUAUCUAAACAGUGAUUUACAAAAAUAAUUUUGCAAUAAAACUCUGCAUUAGCUUGCACAACCACUGGUCCUAUCCAAGUGUUAUGACUUGCAUGCACACAAAUUGCUCAAUCUAGGAAGAGACCUCAUCACUAUUAUAUCAAGAUUCAUAUUAAUGAGAUUGAUUUUCACUAAUUGUAGGUUAACAAAUAAAUAUAUAUAUACAUAUCAACAAAGACAUUGUGCUAUUUUUAUUGCUACCAUGAAAUGAUAUAUAGUUUAAUUUCUCAGAGCUACUUAUAAAUCACAUAUAACUUUCCAAAUUUUUUAAGAGUGUAUUUUAUAUUUAUUUCAUGAUUCAACUAUUGGAUGGUUGGUUUUUAUAACAAAUUUUACUGCAAAGUUUUGGUAACACUGUGUUAUCUAAAUAUACUGCAUCCCGCAUUGAAGUGUUAGAAACAACUUUGAUUAAUUUUCAGAGUGUUUAUGCUGUGGAGGCUUACAAUACUUCCCUUGUGAUAAGCUGGAUGGAUGUCAUAUUUGAGAACCAGAACCAACUCUAUGAUUUCCAGACUAUGGACAAAAACAGAUAUGAUGUCAUAAAGUAAGCUUUUUCUCAGUAACAGAUUUUUUUAAUAUUAGACUUCCUAUCACUUUGAAUGAAAGCGUAAUCCUAACUGGCUUCUUUAUCCUUAAAACCACAAUUCCAAAAUCCUCAGCUGCUGAGUUUAGAAAUGCAAGAUUUUUUUGUUGCACAUGCAAUUUUGUUCACUUUUUCCUUAAUUUUUACAAACUCUUAACACCCAGGCCAAUGACGUUGCAUCAUUUUCUCUUUUCUCUCAUACCUGUAGCAUCAUUGCUGAUUUAGGAAGUAAAAUUGACAUUGACAAGACUGUUAUCAAGGAUGGACUUACAAACACAGAAUAUAAUGAACAUACAAAAAUUUCUUGGAAAUAUGGUUGUUCAAGUAAGUUUAGGACUUGUUAAGUGCUCAGCUAGUCAAAUUACAUUAAGAUCAGUGAUAAACCUAAUUUCAGAUCUAAGUAAUACAAAUCUGUAGUUUAUAUUAUGUCAGCCCAAAAUAUUUCAAAUCAUACCAUCAACUGUAACAGACUAAUUUUACCUUAGCAGCUUGUGUAAGAUGUUAUGCCAUUAGUUUCAGUGAUUUUACAAUGCUUGUUUUUGCUUGGUACUCUCCAAGCAUCUGCUAUUUAAAUUGAUAACAGACCCAAGUUACUGAGUGACUUUAAAUCUGUUAUGAUAAAACAACGACAAUGAUCAAAUUAACAAAACACAAAACGGAUGAUCAAACAUCAACCAAAUAUCUGUCAACUCUGGCCAGGCUUAGCUUGUAGGCCUGGGGCUAAUUAAUUUAUUUCCCUAGAAAUAUGAACCACUCAUAGCACUGUAACUGACUACAGUCCUCAAGAAAACCCUUAAAAAUGUCCAAUUGUGGAAUGGGAAAUGUAAUGUAUACUUUAUUGACUGUUCCUACGAUGGAGCUUUUCACAUUGUAAAUAAGCCUAAAUUGUUACAAAUCCCAACUUAAGCCAGAGGUAGAUCAGUUGGCUAAAAUUACAAAGUGCAGCUAAGGAGUUAAACCUGGGGCAAAUGAGAACAAAUCCAGUGAGUCACAGCAUGGAGGUCUUUAACUCAUGACCAACAGAUUUCAAGCCUAGUGCCCUAACCUAUGACUGGGCCAGACUGCCUUCAUCAAUGAUGACACUAUAUGAUAAUCUCUCACACUCCCAGGAGUAAAUUGAGUAAAAAUAAAGAGUUUGUGAGAUGGGAUAAGAGUUACAUAGUUACUCAGUAUUUGUUUGGAUAUGUAUUGUGGUUCAAAUUAUCCUUGGUUUGAGAUUUUUCAAAUAAGGUUUGAGUUUAUUUUUCUUUGUGUUAUAUUCACUGUUUUAAUCUAAAACUUUUGUGGGAUUUGGAAGUCACACUUUUUGAUAAAAUGUAAGCUAUGAACUGCAACAUUAACUGUCAUGACAACAUUGAAUUAACUUUCUAUACCACCAGAGAGAUUGUUGGACAUUAUUUUCAUUUCUGUUUGUUUCAGGGACAGUUUCUGGAACUCCAUUUUUCUUCUUGAAUGGGGUUUUUGUUAGCCAGGCAUCUGCUGCUUGGACUGUGGAGGAAUGGAAACAGCUCAUUGAUCCUCUACUGAAGUUAGAUGUUCGGUAA
Messenger RNA from Pocillopora meandrina, 3398 nucleotides. NCBI's taxonomy places the organism in Eukaryota, Metazoa, Cnidaria, Anthozoa, Scleractinia, Pocilloporidae. The record is from the annotation of a GenBank genome assembly.